Asparagus officinalis (garden asparagus) is the source of this 1076-nucleotide messenger RNA. Its product is annotated as rhodanese-like domain-containing protein 4A, chloroplastic. The annotation marks the transcript as partial. The record is from RefSeq and is a predicted model, not a curated record. NCBI's taxonomy places the organism in Eukaryota, Viridiplantae, Streptophyta, Magnoliopsida, Asparagales, Asparagaceae. The transcript has 5 exons.
CGCAAUGUUCUGCGUAAGAUCAAUAUAGAGUCUGCUCUCGUCUCCAUUGAUGACUUCUUCAACCGAUAUCCUUUCUUUGUUGCUGGUUGCACAUUCAUUUGGUUAGUUGUCAUACCCCUGACUGAACAGUAUUUUAAGAAAUAUAAGUUUAUUUCGGCCAUCGAUGCUUACCGAAAACUUAGAGAUUUGCCCAAUUCACAGUUGUUGGAUAUCAGAAAGAAACAGAGCAUAAAUUUUUUGAGCUCUCCAAAUUUGAAGGUUUUGAAUAAGAGUGUGGUUCAUGUUGAAUUUGUUGAGGAAGAAGAGGAGGGAUUUGCAAAGGAGGUUUUGAAAAGAUUUCGUGAUCCCGCCAAUACUACUCUCUGUGUCCUCGACAAUUUUGAUGGAAAUUCUCUGAAGGUAGCCGAACUGUUGUUUAAAAAUGGCUUUAAAGAGGCAUAUGCAAUCAAGGGUGGACUUCGAGGAAAGGAUGGAUGGCAGGCCAUUCAAGAAACACUUCUUCCACCAUCUAUGCAUGUUCAUCCUAGCAAAAAGGACAAGUCAACCAUUCCGCUUGAGAAAACCAGUGAAAGGAUAAACGAAAAGAAUAAUGGCAAUGGUCAAGCACCAUCUUCCAGCAUAAAGCAAGAACAUAAACAGAAUAGUGAAAAUGGAUGCAUAAAACCUAUGGAAACAUCUCCAGAAGCAAAACUGGCGAAUGGAAGACCACUGUCACCUUAUCCAAAGUACCUAGACUUGAAACCGCCUUCAUCUCCCAGUCCAUCCAAACCCGAAAGUUGAUGCAGCAACUAAUGUGUUAUAAUUGCAGUUUUUGUGCACACAUUUCUGCAUUAGCGCUCAUAUUGGCUUGGCUAAUUGCAGCAGGAAAGAACUGCAGGAGGAAGCCAGUAUCUUCUUGGGUGUUUCUGCUUGUAAUUCCUAAUGUUCAUGAGCUCCUAGUGUGAGCGAGUAUUUUGUGUAAUUUGUUGAGAAUGAGAAAAUUUAUGGAGCUGCCGUUCUGUAACUUUUUUGUGAAUGACAAUAAUAAGAUUAAUUCAAAUUUUAGUAAGCCACAGAAGAGGACUGGAUUGGGUAAA